Molecule: messenger RNA, 309 nt
Organism: Drechmeria coniospora
Lineage: Eukaryota; Fungi; Ascomycota; Sordariomycetes; Hypocreales; Ophiocordycipitaceae
Exons: 2
Coding region: 1-309 (102 amino acids)
Source: RefSeq, a predicted model, not a curated record
AUGCGUCUAGUUAAGGCCCGCCCUAAGGUCGGGGCCGUACCGGGCGCUUGCGCUGUCCUAUCGCCUGAGUUUCUAGCCCUAGGCCGGGUUUGGGCUUGCACCCUAGCUUUGGCCGAGAUAGAGCCUGCUCCCGUGCGCCCUGCCUAUACCCUUGCCCUUGUACCGGGUGUUGUCUCUCCCCCUACCGCUGCCGAUAACGAUAACGACCCGAACUGCACCCUCGUCCUUACCGCUAACGCCUUAACCCCGACUCGAGCGGGUAGCCGUUCUAGCGCUAUACCGAGCAUGCAGCUUGGCGUAUUUGCCUAG